Messenger RNA from Octodon degus (degu), 3567 nucleotides. It is a transcript of the gene Add2, whose product is annotated as adducin 2. Gene Ontology annotation, biological process: barbed-end actin filament capping. Gene Ontology annotation, molecular function: actin filament binding. The transcript has 15 exons. The record is from RefSeq and is a predicted model, not a curated record. The coding region runs from base 112 to 2286 and encodes 724 amino acids. Lineage: Eukaryota; Metazoa; Chordata; Mammalia; Rodentia; Octodontidae. Gene Ontology annotation, cellular component: cytoskeleton; postsynaptic density; plasma membrane.
CUGAGAGUAGAGUACAGGGUGCAGAGCCAGCGCUGAGAAGACAGACCCUUCGCAAAGCUUGGGGUAGCCUCCAGCGUUCCGGGGGCCAUCCAUCACAACCUUAGUGGGAAAAUGAGCGAAGACACAGUCCCUGAGGCCGCCUCACCGCCGCCCCCACGUGGGCAGCCCUACUUUGACCGCUUCUCGGAGGAGGACCCCGAGUACCUGCGCCUUCGCAACCGGGCUGCCGACCUGCGGCAGGACUUCAACCUCAUGGAGCAGAAGAAGCGCGUCACCAUGAUCCUGCAGAGCCCUUCUUUCAGGGAGGAGCUGGAAGGCCUGAUCCAGGAGCAGAUGAAGAAGGGGAACAACUCCUCCAACAUCUGGGCCUUGCGACAGAUUGCGGACUUCAUGGCCAGCACCUCCCACGCAGUCUUCCCAACAUCUUCCAUGAACUUCUCCAUGAUGACACCAAUCAAUGACCUCCACACUGCCGACUCCCUGAACCUGGCCAAGGGAGAGCGGCUCAUGCGAUGCAAGAUCAGCAGUGUCUACCGACUCUUGGACCUCUACGGCUGGGCCCAGUUGAGCGAUACCUAUGUCACGUUGAGAGUCAGCAAGGAGCAGGACCACUUCCUGAUAAGUCCGAAGGGAGUUUCCUGCAGUGAAGUCACAGCAUCCAGCCUGAUCAAGGUGAACAUUCUGGGAGAGGUGGUGGAGAAGGGCAGCAGCUGCUUUCCGGUGGACACCACAGGCUUCUGUCUGCACUCGGCCAUCUAUGCAGCCAGGCCGGACGUGCGGUGCAUCAUCCACCUGCACACACCGGCCACAGCAGCGGUGUCAGCCAUGAAGUGGGGCCUCCUGCCUGUCUCCCACAAUGCCCUGCUGGUGGGGGACAUGGCCUAUUAUGACUUCAAUGGGGAAAUGGAGCAAGAAGCUGAUCGUGUCAACCUGCAGAAGUGCCUUGGACCCACCUGCAAGAUCCUGGUGCUAAGAAACCACGGCGUGGUUGCUUUAGGUGACACCGUGGAGGAGGCAUUUUACAAGGUCUUCCACCUGCAGGCUGCAUGUGAGAUCCAGGUGUCGGCUCUGUCCAGUGCCGGAGGAGUGGAGAACCUCAUUCUCCUGGAGCAGGAAAAGCACCGGCCCCACGAGGUGGGCUCUGUGCAGUGGGCAGGGAGCACCUUCGGACCCCUGCAGAAGAGCCGGCUAGGGGAGCAUGAGUUUGAGGCCCUCAUGAGGAUGCUGGACAACUUGGGCUACAGAACAGGCUACACAUACCGCCACCCCUUUGUCCAAGAGAAAACCAAACACAAAAGUGAGGUGGAGAUCCCAGCCACGGUCACAGCCUUUGUGUUUGAGGAGGAUGGUGCCCCAGUGCCUGCCUUGCGGCAGCAUGCUCAGAAGCAACAGAAAGAGAAGACCCGUUGGCUGAACACACCCAAUACCUACCUGAGGGUCAAUGUGGCGGAUGAAGUCCAGAGGAGCAUGGGAAGCCCCCGGCCCAAGACCACAUGGAUGAAGGCUGAUGAGGUAGAAAAAUCCAGCAGUGGCAUGCCAAUCCGGAUCGAAAACCCAAACCAAUUUGUGCCUCUCUACACUGACCCUCAAGAAGUGUUGGACAUGAGGAACAAGAUUCGAGAACAAAACCGACAAGACGUGAAGUCAGCAGGGCCUCAGUCCCAGCUCCUGGCAAGUGUCAUCGCUGAGAAGAGCCGAAGCCCGUCUACAGAGAGCCAGCUGAUGUCCAAGGGUGAUGUGGAUACCAAAGACGAUUCAGAGGAGACGGUACCCAACCCCUUCAGCCAACUCACUGACCAGGAGCUGGAGGAGUACAAGAAAGAGGUGGAGAGGAAGAAACUAGAGCUGGAUGGAGAGAAGGAUGCCGCUGCAGAAGAGCCUGGCUCCCCUGCAAAGUCUGUGCCUGCUUCUCCAGCACAGAGUCCAGUGAAGACAGAGGCAAAGAGCCCCGUGGUCUCUCCUUCCAAGUCGACUGAGGAAGAUACUAAGAAGACAGAACCAAGCAAAGCCACCACAGAGCCUGAACCAGCCCAGCCGGAAGGGGUGGUGGUCAAUGGGAAGGAGGAAGAGCAGUCGGCAGAGGAAAUCCUUAGCAGAGGCUUGAGCCAGAUGACCACCAAUGCUGACACAGAUGUUGAUACCACCAAGGACAAAACUGAGUCAGUCACCAGCGGCCCCAUGUCCCCAGAGGGCUCACCUUCCAAGUCUCCCUCAAAGAAGAAAAAGAAAUUCCGAACCCCUUCCUUCCUGAAAAAGAGCAAAAAGAAAGAGAAAGUGGAGUCCUGAUUUGUGGUACCCGUGGACUCCCAGCAGCAUCCUCUCCUUCCUCCCUCCCCUUUUUCCCAACUCUGUCCCUGGCAGCACAGGGCCAAGGAGGGAAACAAUAGGAACCUGGAUUACAUUCAGAGGGGGAGCUUAGCGAUCACUCAACCAAUCCCUCAUUUUACAGUUACCCCAGAGAAAUCAGGUGACUUGCCCAAGGCCACACAGAUAGCGGCAGAGCCUGCACUGGAAUUCAGGCCUCUGGACUCCCAGUCUAGUGCUCUUUCCAUGUUACAACACUGCCUCACUGUGGCAACCUUCAUUAGGAUGUUGCCUGCCAGUCUGAGCCCAGGGCGAGAAGGUCAGUAAUGAACCAUGAGCUCUCAUCAGCUCAGAUUAAAUCAGACAGGUUGAGGCUUCCCCUGAGUGAGGUCCAUCUCUUCCAGGAAUCCCAUCAUCUAUGAUGGAGCUAUCUCCACGUUAAGAAAUCUCACUUCUCCUUUCCACUUUUGGUCCCUGUCCUGUGCUCAAAGUAACCAGAUCAAUUGACCUACCCCCCAUGAUAUAGAAGUUAAUGUUUACUCCCAAGGCUGAUGGCUUAGCUUAUACUUCCCCAAACACUAACCUUGAGCUUUCUUCAUGGAACCUCUUAAAUGAUGGGUGGAAGAGUUGUAAGAGAUGCCUGAUGUGAGGGUGACCCAUGUAAGUCAAUGGCUAGGGAUGGUUUAAUUAACUUAAGCCAGGAAUUGGAAUGUUUGUAUCGUGCAUCUCAAGUGCUUCAAAACUAAAACCAAAUUUAGCGUAAGAAAUGUUGUCUCAUGCUCAGGGCGGAAAUUUUGGGAAAUUUAAACCCUCUGUUGGCUUUGAGUUGUACAAGGAGGAUCAAAAUAGCACAGGAAAUGCUUUGCUUUUCUAGCUUUGCAUGAUAUACAGCAACGCAGCUGUGCCUGCCUCACUCUUGUCCAGCAGUCAGGUAUCCCCUGAGCUUUGCUCAAAUCCAGGAGCAUCUGCUUGCAGACCAGAACUGGCAUCUUACUCUUGGUACCUUCACCUUGGCUCCUUUGGGGUUCCAACUCUGAGUCACUCUGGAUCCAACAGAGGAGAAUCAGAAUGAGUUUUCGGGAUUGAUCCUCUUGGACCAAUGCUCAGAGAAACGCUUGGGUGUCCCCAGCCAUGUCAUUAUCUGUCCAUUCUGGACUUGGUGAUGCCAUACCUAUUGUUUGAACUGCCAAUGCUUUCCUUUUCAUAUUUUUCCAUGGGACAUUGAUAAAUGAGCAUUGUUGGCUCACAGACAAUUGAUUCUCU